This is a messenger RNA of Camellia sinensis, 663 nucleotides long. NCBI's taxonomy places the organism in Eukaryota, Viridiplantae, Streptophyta, Magnoliopsida, Ericales, Theaceae. The record is from RefSeq and is a predicted model, not a curated record.
AUGGCAAUGUCACCGAGAGAACACAUAGAGGAGAUUCGGAAGAAGAAGUUUAAGAUAAAAAAAGAACCUGAUCCCAAGAACGAAGAUCUUCAUCACGCUGUUAAUUAUCUAUCUGCUGAACUCUAUGCCAAAGAUGUUCACUUUCUCAUGGAACUCAUUCAGCAAAAAUAUGCUCAAGACAUUCUCACUAAGGCUGGUUUAUCUGAUUGCAAGCCGUGUUCUUCUCCUCUUGCUGUUAAACCUACUUCUCAGCCUCAUUCUACAGCCCCUUAUUCUAAUCCUACUCUCUAUCGAAGUUUGGUGGGAGCUUUGCAAUAUCUUACCAUUACCAGGCCGGAUUUAUCUCUUGCCGUUAAUCAAUGUUGCCAACAUAUGCAUGCCCCUACCAAUGGCCAUUUCUCUGCUGUUAAGCGCCUUCUUCGCUUUGUCAAAGGCACCCUUCAUCAUGGUUUACAGUUUUCUCCUAGUACAUUUGAUGUUCAUGCCUUUUCUGACUCCAAUUGGGCCGGGGAUGUUCUUGACCGCAAGUCUACCUCUGGUUAUUGUAUUUUCUUGGGUUCCAAUCUUAUAUCGUGGUCUGCCAAGAAACAGGCUACUGUUUCUCGAAGUUCUACUGAGGCCGAAUAUCGAGCCUUAGCUCAAAUAGUAACAGAGCUCAGUUAG